Messenger RNA from Haemonchus placei, 342 nucleotides. The record is from the annotation of a GenBank genome assembly. NCBI's taxonomy places the organism in Eukaryota, Metazoa, Nematoda, Chromadorea, Rhabditida, Trichostrongylidae.
AUGGAUUACAUUUCAAGUUUUGAUAUUCGACUUGCCAAAGAGAUCUAUUAUGCCGGUGAACGAAUCGGUGGCAGUGUUGUGUUGGAGAAUACGGAGAAUAUCAAGAUCAAAGGUCCGUUUUUGACGUGGUUCGUUUCCGCUGGACGUCCCGUCUUUUCCUAUAUGUCGACGAUCAUGGAAGAGGCUCAUUUCAAUGCCUAUUCAUGUCGUCUAAUCGUUUUUCCCUUCGCCAUCUCUGAAUGUGCCCUUCUAACGGCGAUUCCGCGAUUUGACGAUCGUCCAAUUUGGGCUCAUUUUCAGGAAUUCGCGUACUUCUACGGGGAAAAGUUCAUGCUACGUUGA